UUUAAACCUGCUGUCCCCAUCCCCAGCCUAUGCAUGGCUAUGAACCUGGCACAGCUGCAGCCCAGGCUGGGGUGAAAGUGCCAUGAUGUGGUACUCAGGAGUGGGGGCAAGCACCUCCAUCCCCAAAUGAGGAUGAUGCCAUUUGCAUCCCACAUUGCUAGCAGAAUGCUUGUGCUGCUCUGGUCACUGUGACAUGGGAUGCUCCCAAAAUCUUGGCUUGCUCUGAAGGAGCAGUGACGGCUCAGCACGACCAGAGGGGAGCCUGGAGCUCUUCUGGUCCGGAGCCAGGGUCUCCCGUGCUUGCUGCUUACGUGCUCACCACACUGCAGAGGGCAACACUGUGGGGGACCUUUGGAUCUCCCCUUGCUGUGGAGCCUUGCACCCACAGGGGCUUCCAACUGGAGAAAUUUCUGGAGGGCAUGAAUCAGCUUUUCACAGCUUGUUAAAAAUCUUGAUCCUACCUCUUGUUUUCAUGCCUUUCAAAUCAGGAAAUGAGUUUUACAACUUUUCCAGUGGGGCACAGCUGGUGGCCAGGGUCGUAAAGCUGAACUUUAUAAAUAUCUCUCAUUGGGAUCAGGGGAAGAGCAUUAAAAAGGCAGAGAGGGAGAAAGAGAAAGAGAAGGCAAAGGAGCAAAGGCAAUAGAGAAGCAAAGCGAACAAGUCCAGCUCAACCAUCUAUGGCCAUGCAAGCACAGAAGAUGAGGUGUGCUUGGGGCAGGCUUUGCCUGCUUCUUUCCCUCCUCCAGCUGCCGGGCUCCCAGGCCAAGUGCUACUUCCAGGCUAAAGCUCCCUGUGAAUACGAAGGGAAACAGUUCUCCAUUGGGGAAUCGUGGCUGAGCACCAACUGCCUGCUCUGCACCUGCCUGCACCCCAUUGGCGUGGGCUGCUGUGAGACCACCCAGCACCCGAUCGACUUCCCUGACUGGUGCGAGGCCCACUACGACUCACAGACCUGCCAGAUCUCGGUAGUGCAGAAAGCCAACCCCAGCCUGCCGUGCGUGAAGAGCGUGGAGCACGAGUGGGGCUCGGCCAGCACCCCCGAGCCGCUGGUGAACAAGCUGCUGGGUGCGGGGCUCAGCAGAUAG
Zonotrichia albicollis (white-throated sparrow) is the source of this 1085-nucleotide messenger RNA. It is a transcript of the gene MSMP, whose product is annotated as microseminoprotein, prostate associated. Gene Ontology annotation, cellular component: cytoplasm. The record is from RefSeq and is a predicted model, not a curated record. Lineage: Eukaryota; Metazoa; Chordata; Aves; Passeriformes; Passerellidae.